This is a messenger RNA of Adineta ricciae, 444 nucleotides long. The record is from the annotation of a GenBank genome assembly. Lineage: Eukaryota; Metazoa; Rotifera; Eurotatoria; Adinetida; Adinetidae.
AUGGUCGUACAAUGUAGCUAUGCUCAAGAAAAUUUUUUUGUGCGAGCCGUCAAUAGAGCUCGGUUAAAAAAAGAGAUUUUAGCUGAUAUGCAGUUCAUUCUUCGAGAUGCUACGCCACAACAGCAAAAAUCUCUUCAACACCACAUCCCACUCUGUCUUGCAAAAGAAGGCGAGUUUGAAGGCUUAUUCAAUGCCACCAUUGAGUUAUGGGAGCUUUUCAUCAAAGAGACAAAACGAACAGUCGAUGUUGAAAUACGUGCAAACGCAGCCGUCAAAAAAAUUCUUGAUUCUCUUGGCAAAAUUCUGGACAAACUCACUGAUCAACAACUCGAAGCAGUUUCCAAAGUGGUUAGCUACGUGGAAGGUCAUCAUGGUGAUCGACCAGCCUUUAGGUGGAUUCUCACACAGGCAUUCGAGGUAUGCGUCUACGGUGUCAGCGAUUGA